CUCAAAAUUAAAGCCUAACCUUUCUUUCCCAACGCCACAGCAGCCUGUGCAAAUCACCGUUAUUUCUCCACUCCGGUGUCCGGUUGACCUCCAAGCAAUUUCUCAGGUGUGACCUCUCGGUGCUUCACAAAUAUUUCAUAUCUUUCAAUGAACCGUGAAAUUCUUGUUGAUAUUUGUCUUUCUUUCCAAUCUUUGCUGCAUAAACUGAUAAAUUCGAAGUCUCUCACUCUUUCUGCCUCAAAUUAUCCUUUUUUUUUAACGUUGGGCACGCAUAUUCGUCAAGCCCACUGCUACAUGGUCGUCCGUGCUCUGGAUUACGAUAACAUUCUUCUGAAUAGAUUUAUUUGUGUUCUCUCCUCCUUAGGGUUAUCCGACUAUGUGUAUUGCUCGGCUCUCCUUGCUCCCAGCCCGGAUAGGUACCUAUUCAACACAGCAAUUGACGCACUCGCUCGCCAUCCGCGUUCAACCAGACUUGCCGUUAACCUCCACAAUAGAGCCCGGAAGCUAGGUUUGAAACUCGAUACUUAUUCAAUCCCUUUUGUGUUGAAUGCCGUUGUGAUCGAUUGUGGAUUGAGAUUUACGGGCAGACAGAUUCACUGUGAGGCUGUUAAAGCAGGGCUGAGUUGUGACAUCCAUGUGGUGGUGUCGCUGGUCCGUAUGUACUCUGCAGGUAGGCUUGUCUCGGAUGCCCGAAAGGUGUUUGAUGAAAUGGUGCAACCGGAUACGGCCCUGUGGAAUGCUAUGAUGGCGGGCUACGCCAAGGUUGGUGAUAUGGAAGCUGCAAUGUCAUUGUUCGAGCACAUGUCCAGGAGAAAUAUUGUUUCUUGGACUACUAUUUUAGCUGGAUAUGCUCAAAGGAACCAGUCUCAUGAGGCUAUUUCUCUUUUCAGGAGAAUGAUGGCUGAUUCAAAUGGAGUCGAGCCUGACGAGGUAGCCAUGACGGCUGCCCUUUCGGCUUGUGCAGAUUUGGGUAACCUCGAGUUAGGGGAGUGGAUUCACAGUUACAUUGAGAGACAUCGAUUGCGAAAAACUAUACGUCUUAAUAAUGCUCUCAUUGAUAUGUAUGCUAAAUCAGGGAGCAUGAACAGGGCUAUACAACUUUUUGAGAGUAUGACAGAAAAAAAUGUGGUAACCUGGUCAACUAUGAUUUCUGGUUUGGCUACCAAUGGCCUUGGAAGUGAAGCUCUUGACCUGUUUUCUCAAAUGGAAGGGGCUGGAAUUAGGCCCAAUGACGUGACUUUAAUCGCUGUGCUUUCUGCCUGCAGCCAUGCUGGUUACGUUGAAUUGGGUUACUGGUACUUCCAUACAAUGGAAGAGAGGCAUGGAAUUAGACCCAGCAUUAAGCACUAUGGCUGUGCCAUUGAUCUUUUAGGACGUGCUGGUCGUCUUCAAGAGGCUGAAAACCUCUGUCAAAGAAUGCCCUUUGAAGCAAAUGCAGCUAUUUGGGGAUCACUUCUUGCUGCAUCUAGGAACCAAGGCAAUAUUGGACUUGGGGAGCGAGCUCUAAAACAUCUACUUAAGGUAGAGCCCAAUCACAGUGGGAAUUAUUCACUUCUAUCUGGCUUAUACGCUUCUCAUAGUAGGUGGGCUGAAGCUAGAGAAACACGGGUACUCAUGAGGGAUAUAGGUGUUAAAAAGAAUCCAGGCCAGAGCUUGAUUCAGGUAGACAAUAGAGCUUAUGUCUUCAAUUCUGAGGAUGGAUUUCACCCUCAGCUUGAGGGAAUUUAUACAACUCUGCUACAGUUAAAUGGAGAAAUGAAGAUGCCAAGGCAUACCAUCAGGGACUAUUGGGAUCUGCUUGAUUAUGAGCUCAUAUAACGUGAUAUCCUCCUCCUAGAAUGUGAAAGAAAUCAGAGACAGCCCAUUGUAAAACACGGUCGAUUGAGUGUACGUACUACACUACUACGUGGUUCCACUUAUUUGGUGAGCACUGUCUACAUCCUACAAUUAUAGAUGUGGAGUUUGAAAUUAAUACGGAGUAUGGAGUAAUUAAUAUCGCAAAUAGGGAAAGGUCACAUCCAAAGAAAUUGUUUCACAAAAU
Cuscuta campestris is the source of this 2041-nucleotide messenger RNA. NCBI's taxonomy places the organism in Eukaryota, Viridiplantae, Streptophyta, Magnoliopsida, Solanales, Convolvulaceae. The record is from the annotation of a GenBank genome assembly.